UCAACGGCCGUCGAACGAAACGGACGCGAACACGGAAAUUGGAACGUUAAACGGACAUUGGCCCCACGCGCCGACAACGACCAUUUUUUUGGUUCUCGAAAAUAAUUUGGAAAAUAUUUUCAAAAUUUAUUCAAAAUACAUAUUCAAUAUGCAAAACGUAUAUACAUUUAAAUACUUAAAUAACAGCGCAAGUUUCUUUUAGUAUUUAUUCGGUAUUUUGUCGAGUGCAGUUCGAGUGGAAAAUCAAAAGCGCGCAACGUGUUUUAAAAUCACUAAAAAUAGCAAGCAAAAUAAUAUAAUAAAAUCAAAUAAGAAGAUUAAAAGUGCAUAUAUAUUUUUAUAUACAGUGAGCUAGUGUGUGUGUGUGUCUGUGUUAAUACAAAUUAUCGACCAAAUACAUAAGGCCGCACAUUUAUAGCGCCCCGUCAUCCGCCCGCGGCGACAUUAACUUCAUUUUUUGUUGCCGCUGCCUGCCUCCGGUUCUUUUGUUUUUGUUUUCGUUUUAUUUCCUAUGGAUAUUGACCAACAAAGGACGCCGUUCAUUAAUUGAGGCAACAGCUCGAGCCGCAAAACAACACAAAGGACCAAAAUACAGACGCACCACAAACUCAGAUUAUGCACCCGAAAGUGCAGCCACAGUUAGAGCAGCACCAGCAACAACAGCACCACACAAAUUGCUUUUGCAGUUAACUGAAAAAUCAAAUCAAACUCAACGCACCACAAACUAAACCACAUUCAGUCGAGUCACAGACGAACCACACGGCAAAAUGGUCGACGAUGUAUCGCCAAUGCAUCAUCGCAUGCAGAAGAAGACGAGAAGUGCCUCGAUCUGUGCCACUGGCGCCAGCAUCGAGACCGUUAUCCACAACAUGCCCUCGGGCAGUGCCACCCCCGAGGGGGGAACCCCCGGCUACAGACGUCGCCGUCCCGCAACGCGCUCCCAAAGCGCACGCAUCACAUCGGGCGCCAGAUCGGUACGCCGACGCACUCAGACUCAGCAGCAGCAGCAGCAACAAAAUACGUUGCAGGACACGCGUUCCUAUUGCACCAGCGAGCCGCGUCUCAGCGAAACGGAGACGCCUCCGCAACGUCGCAAACUGUCGCAGCGUCGACCACAGCCACACGGACACAGAAAAUCGAACGCCUUUCUGGACGUGCCCACAAUGAACAUGCAUCACCUGAGGGUGAACGAUGACGACGAGGAUGUGGAUCGUCUGCGCACAUUCAGUGCAUCCAAAGGAGGCAUCAUCAACCGUGGCGACUCCUUCAGAAGACGUCGCUCUCGCAGCAACAGCCUGGCACCCGUCAGUCCAAUGCAUGCGCGCAACGCCAUGGCGGGUCUUAAUGGAGGUGCAGGCGGAGGCGGGGGCGGUGGCAGCAGCCUUGGACUGGGCAGCGCCUACAAUGGCGGUGGCAGCCACAGCAAUGGCUUCGGCGAGCAGCCCGGCCAGGAGAAUCAUCAGCCAGUGGAAUUCUAUCGCGUGGAGAUGCUCGGCUCAGCGGGCGUUGGUAAACAGGCUCUAGUCUCACAGUUUCGCACAUCCGAUUGCAUAAAUGCCUACGAUGGACCAGAGUGCGAUGAGGGUGAACAGAACAUCUCGAUUAUCUUGAAUGGUACCGAAUCGGAGCUAAAGAUUCUCACGGGCAACACGGAGAGCAAGGAUGAACUGGAGCAGGCGGAUGCAUUUCUGGUGGUUUAUUCCUGCAUUGACAAGGAGUCCUUUACACGAGCCAAACAAAUCCUAUCGCGACUGCAGGACAUGGAUCUGUUGCGCCAUCGACCCACCAUUUUGGUGGCCAACAAAAUUGAUUUGGCCAGAUCACGCGCCGUCUCAGCGCAGGAUGGAAAAUGUGUGGCCUGCACAUUUGGAGCCAAGUUCAUAGAAGUAUCUGUGGGCAUUAACCAUAAUUGUGAUGAACUGCUCGCUGGCACUUUGACCCAAAUAAGGCUCAAAAAGGAUCACAAUCGAUUGCAGCUGAAUCCAAAAAAAUCUAAAGACAAAACUAAAUAUAAAGAUAGCAAAGACAAGCACGUAGAGACUGUAGAUACUGAUAAAUGUCUGACACUGACUGAUCUUAAGGCCGACGAAGCGGGUCACAGGGACGGCAGCUCCCCGGCGCAUUGGUAUAAAAGCCGUAGCGUAAUGUUGGCCAGCAUGAAGGCCCGCCAGAUGCUCACCUGGAUACUGGGCAAGGAGGAUUCCAAGUUUAAGCACUGCGAGAAUCUCCAGGUGCUCUAAAGCAACUGAAAUGAGUUUCAACACAUAAAGAUAAAACACCAAAAAUAUAUCUAUAUAUAUAUUUAUAUUAAUAUGCUAAGUAUAAUUAUGUAUGGUAAUUUUAAUAAUAAUUGUAUAAUCAAAACAUUAUAUUAACAGUAACCAAAGAGAAAAAGAACCAAUUCAAAACAGGUUUCGAUAUUUCGAUUACCAGUAACACACACACACACAUUGAAGAUGUCUGUCUAUAUGCUUAAUCAAAAUGUAUUUAAUGCCUGAUAAUCAAAAAUUAAAUCAAAUUUAAUGUAAAAGGCGACUUUAUGGAACCAAGCAAAUGCAACUUAAAACUAAACUUUAAACAAGAAAACGAAACAAAAUAAAACAAAUAUUAAAAGCUACCUAAAUCUACUCACUUAACUGAAAAUCAACAUUUCUAAGCUUUAAGCAAACUGAAAGUGAAAGUGAAAAUGAAAAUAAAUAUCUAUUUUCCCAUAAAACUAACAGUCUAGCAGAGAUUAACUAUUUACAACAUAUAUUCAAGUUAUCCCCUAAACUAUGCUAAACAAUAACGAGUUUUUAUAAGAUUUAUGUAAAUGUAUGUGUAGCGUGUAGAGAACUUUCAUCAAAGUUGAAAUUUUGUAAUUUCUAAGGUCAGUCUUAAUAUACAGGGUUUGCCAUUUAAGAUUUAAUCAAAACAAUGUAUGUAGUUAGUGGAAAAAAACCUUCUUUGAUCCAUUUGAGUUAUCAGUGUGUUAAAUUCUUUGUGUCUUCCGAUUAUGAAUAUGUAUAUAAUUAUAUAUAAUAUAUAUAUAUAUAGUCCAAUAUUGAAAGAUAUUGCAAUGUAAGGAAUUUGAGUGUCAUCCACAGAGAGACAAACGAAAGUUAUGUGAAUGUGGAUAGAACACAACAAUAAUAUAUGUACUAUAUAUUAAAUUAAUAUCGAUUAGAAAUGUUUAUAUAUUUGUGUGUAUAUAUGCUUAAUCACUUGUGGAUAUAACAACACUAUAAUAAAUGUUAAAUAAUCGACUUGAA
Molecule: messenger RNA, 3251 nt
Organism: Drosophila innubila
Lineage: Eukaryota; Metazoa; Arthropoda; Insecta; Diptera; Drosophilidae
Gene: Rgk3
Product: GTP-binding protein RAD
Exons: 10
Coding region: 768-2240 (490 amino acids)
Cellular component (GO): plasma membrane
Molecular function (GO): calcium channel regulator activity; GTPase activity; GTP binding
Source: RefSeq, a predicted model, not a curated record